This is a messenger RNA of Fusarium fujikuroi IMI 58289, 699 nucleotides long. RefSeq names its product related to panthothenate kinase/uridine kinase-related protein. Gene Ontology annotation, molecular function: ATP binding; kinase activity. The transcript has 3 exons. Bases 1 to 699 code for a protein of 232 amino acids. Gene Ontology annotation, cellular component: cytoplasm. NCBI's taxonomy places the organism in Eukaryota, Fungi, Ascomycota, Sordariomycetes, Hypocreales, Nectriaceae. The record is from RefSeq and is a predicted model, not a curated record.
AUGGAUGGGGAUUUGAUCAAGACAACAGGAAAGCUCAUUCAGCGUGUCGAGCGUCUUCUGGCCUGGCAGAAACUGUCAUGUCCAACGCAACGAAUCUUGAUUGCCUUGGCUGGCGUACCAGGAUCCGGCAAAACCACCAUUUCAGAUGCUUUGAUCCAAGAGCUGAAGAGGAAUGGUAUUUCUGAUGUCGCAGUCCUUGCCAUGGAUGGGUUCCAUUAUACUCGCACGACUCUCUCUUCCUUCCUCGACCCUGAUGAAGCAUUUCGAAGACGUGGGGCACCUUUCACAUUCGAUGCCACUGCCUUGGUAGAUCUCGUAGUGCUACUCAGGAAAACACCUGUGACGACACCUGACGAGCCCGAAACCAUCAUCAAAGCGCCAGGCUUUGACCACGCGAGAAAAGACCCGAUCCCCGAUGCCGUUGAGAUCUCUUCACGCACUAGAAUUGUUAUCGUCGAAGGCAACUAUGUACUCUUGGACCAAGACCCUUGGAGACGCAUUUCCACGUUGGUAAACGAUAAAUGGUUUGUAGAUGUCCCAGUCGACAUAGCAAGGGAACGGCUGGCAUCCCGACACCUCAGAGCCGGAAUUGAGACGACGAUAGAAGCGGCGAUCCAGCGGGCCAACGAAAACGAUAUACCGAACGGAGACUACAUAAGAUCCCAUCUGAUCGAACCAAACGUACGCAUCAUUAACUGA